AACGUGUGAGUCAGAUAGACACCAAUAAUUGCAAAUAUCUUACUAUAAUCUUAUUCUAUUCUAUUCUAUUCACCUUAGACAUUGGAAUUGGAAUGGAAUAUAUAUCAUCAAAAUAAUGCUUUAAAUUUCCAACUUCUAAGGCCAAAUUCACAAAAAUCCAACAUGGGUGCUUAUGAUUCUGAUUCCCUUCACUCUUCAACACAAAACUCUUAUCAUCAACAUCUUCUAAACCAAAGAGAAGAAGAAGAUCCAAACCCCAAAACCAAAUCACAAAAAAAACUAGCACUUCUCCCUCUAAUCUUUCUCAUCUACUUUGAGGUAUCUGGUGGACCUUAUGGUGAAGAAGCAACAGUAAGUGCUGCAGGUCCACUUUUUGCAAUUCUUGGAUUUAUAAUUUUCCCAUUUAUUUGGAGUAUCCCAGAAGCUCUUUUAACUGCAGAAUUAGCUACAACUUUCCCAGGAAAUGGUGGAUUUGUUAUUUGGGCUAAUGAAGCUUUUGGUCCAUUUUGGGGUUCUCUUAUGGGAUAUUGGAAAUUUUUUUGUGGUGUCAUAAAUUUAGCAUCUUACCCAAUUCUAUGUAUAGAUUAUCUCAAAGUUGUGAUUCCUGUUUUGUCUUCAGGUUUACCUCGUAUUGUGUCAGUUUUUGUCUCAACUUCUUUGUUGUCUUUUUUGAAUUAUUCCGGUUUAGCUAUAGUUGGUUAUACUGCAGUUGGUUUAGGUGUUAUUUCCCUUUUACCCUUUGUGUUAAUGUCUUUGAUUUCAGUGCCUAAAAUUGAUCCUAGUAGAUGGUUAAGUUUAGGACAAGAGGGUGUGGAAAAAGAUUGGACGCUUUUUUUCAAUACUAUUUUUUGGAACUUGAAUUUUUGGGAUAGUGCUAGUACUUUAGCUGGUGAAGUUGAAGAGCCACAUAAGACUUUUCCAAAAGCUUUGUUAUUUGCUGGAUUGUUAACUUGUUUGGGUUAUAUAAUUCCUUUGUUGGCUACUACUGGUGCUAUGCCACUUGAUCAAGAAGUUUGGGUUGGUGGGUAUUUUGCACAUGUGGCUGGUUUGAUUGCUGGGAAUUGGUUGAAAUAUUGGAUGGAAAUUGGUGCUGUGUUGUCAAUUAUUGGAUUAUUUGAAGCUCAAUUAAGUAGUGCUGCAUAUCAACUUUUAGGUAUGUCUGACUUGGGAUUCAUACCAAAAAUAUUUGGUGAAAGGUCAAAGUUGUUUAACACACCUUGGAUGGCAAUUUUGAUUUCAACAAUAAUAUCACUUGGUAUGUCUUUUUUUAGUUUUACAGAGAUUAUAUCCACUGUUAAUUUUUUGUAUAGUUUAGGGAUGCUUUUGGAGUUUGCUUCUUUCCUUAAGUUGAGGAAAAAAUUCCCUACAAUGAAAAGACCUUAUAAGGUUCCACUUGGAUUCUUUGGUUUGAUUGUAAUGUGUUUUGUUCCAUCUGCGCUGUUGGUUUAUGUGAUGACUGUUGCUACCAAAAUUGUAUUUGUGGCUAGUACUUUCUUAACAUUCUUAGGGAUAGUGUUGUAUUAUUUCAUGAAUCUUUGUAAGUCUAAGAGGUGGAUUGAAUUCAGUGGAGUAGGAGAUAAAUUGGAUGAAGAUGAAGAUGAAGAUAUUAUUAUAUAGAAGAAGUUAGGUAUGUUUGCUUGCUGCAAUUGCUGAGCGAAGCAAACUAUGUAACAUACUUAUUUGGGGUUGAAUCAAUCUUUGUAAAUAAUAAAUAAUAUAUGUAUAUUUUUCUGUAGGAGAAAUUGGAAUCUCCUCUUAAUCACUAGUGAUUUGUCGUUCAA
Messenger RNA from Medicago truncatula (barrel medic), 1781 nucleotides. Its product is annotated as probable polyamine transporter At3g13620. The transcript has a single exon. The coding region runs from base 163 to 1617 and encodes 484 amino acids. The record is from RefSeq and is a predicted model, not a curated record. Gene Ontology annotation, biological process: transmembrane transport. Gene Ontology annotation, cellular component: membrane. NCBI's taxonomy places the organism in Eukaryota, Viridiplantae, Streptophyta, Magnoliopsida, Fabales, Fabaceae. Gene Ontology annotation, molecular function: transmembrane transporter activity.